AUGAGGCGGCGGCCGGGGGUGGCGGGGCUGCAGACAGCAGCAGCAGUGAGGGGGCAGUACCGGACGCUGGGGGAGGAUGUGGCGAAGCAGCGCCAGGAGUCGCUGCGGCAGCAACUCGACACCUUCCAAGGCUUCCUCACAGACUUUGCUCAAAAGCACAAGAGCGAUAUCCGCAGCAACCCGGCGUUCAGGGCGCAGUUCCACGCCAUGUGUGCGCAGUGUGGGGUGGACCCCCUCGCCUCCAACAAGGGCUUUUGGAACGAGCUGCUGGGCUUCGGUGACUUCUACUACGAGCUAGGAGUGCAGCUGAUAGAGACGUGCAUGGCAACGAGGGCGGACAACGGGGGGAUGAUCAAUCUGGAGGAGCUGCGGCGCCUCGUGGCGGGCAGGCGCCGCAUGCCUCUGGGCGCGCUCUCACAUGACGACUGCAUGCGCGCCCUCGCCACCAUCAAGUCCCUAGGAGGAGGGUUUGCGGUGGAGAAGGUGGGGGCGACACACGUGGUGCGCUCGCUUCCUCGAGAGCUCAGCACUGACCAGAACGACAUCCUCCGCCUCGCGCAGGCGCGUGGGUGUGUGAGCAUCGCUGACAUUCUCUCGGCCACGUCAUGGCAGCCCGGCCGAAUCAACGAUGCUCUUGACGCCCUGCUCAAGCACCAUCUGCACUUGCACAUGUGCUACGAGCUCCCGUUUUCUCAGUCGCCCCCUUUUCCCUCUGCCUCUAUUCGUCUUCCCGUUUUCCCUCUCCGCAUUCUCUCCCCAUUCGCUCCCCAUUCACUCCCCAUGCUCUUCCCAUGCUCUUCUCCCAUCCAGGAGGGCAUAGCCAUGGUGGACGAUGGCGAUCCUGAUGGCCACCGGCGCUACUGGUUUCCAUGCUUUGACAUGCUUCGUCUUUUCCUCUUCCCCGUUUCUUUCUUCCCAUGCUUCCCCCCCAUGCAGGAGGGCAUAGCCAUGGUGGACGAUGGCGAUCCUGAUGGCCACCGGCGCUACUGGUUUCCGUGCUUUGACAUUGCCGCUCCAGCAUCGCUAUAG
Molecule: messenger RNA, 1029 nt
Organism: Closterium sp. Naga37s-1
Lineage: Eukaryota; Viridiplantae; Streptophyta; Zygnematophyceae; Desmidiales; Closteriaceae
Source: the annotation of a GenBank genome assembly